Trematomus bernacchii (emerald rockcod) is the source of this 2292-nucleotide messenger RNA. RefSeq names its product transmembrane protein 198-like. Bases 456 to 1484 code for a protein of 342 amino acids. Gene Ontology annotation, cellular component: plasma membrane. The transcript is spliced from 5 exons. NCBI's taxonomy places the organism in Eukaryota, Metazoa, Chordata, Actinopteri, Perciformes, Nototheniidae. The record is from RefSeq and is a predicted model, not a curated record.
GGAGGAGGAGGAGGAGGAGGAGGAGGAGGAGGGAGUAGUUUGGUUUGUGGAGUCACAGACGGGAACUCCAACGGUUAGACACGAAGUGAGGGAGAAUGGAAACCAGCUAACCGUCCUCCUCACAUCUGCACUCACAGCCAUGUUUGCGUUCAAAACGUUUGCCUGAGGCAGGGUUGGGACAAUAAUGAUGCCGUUGUUGUCGGUUUAAUGCUAGUGUGUGAAGUUUAAAAAGAGCCUAGGGAGACGUUGGGAGAAAACCGGUUUACCCUGGUACCCUACCGCCGCUUUUUGUCGGUGAAUGGUGGGGUGUUUUUCCUGUUUGACAGAGCAGAUUGUCAAGGAGAAGUUACAACUGCCGAACAGCCAGGCUCAGCGACCUGCUCAGAUGGACUUGAGAUAACGUCACCAGAAGUUUCACCCUUGUCCCGAACUCCAGCCUCCCGCAAUCACCCAUAAUGGCAGACCUCAGCGGGCUGAGCACCGAGGGGGCCGGGACAGGCUCGGUCGAGGUCGACGCCUGCAGUUUGGAGAUAGAGAGGAAGUAUGAUGUCAUCCCUGCCGUCAUAUGCUCCAUGUGUUGCCUGUUCGGCAUCAUCUACUGCUUCUUUGGUUACCGCUGUUUCAAGGCGGUCAUGUUCCUGUCUGGUCUGAUGUUCGGCUCCGUCGUCAUCUUCUUGCUGUGCCACAAGGAGCACGUGUUGGACACGCAGCUGAGCGUAGAGGCCAGCGCCGGGAUUGGCCUCGGCAUCGGCCUGCUGUGCGGCCUGGUCACUAUGCUGGUGCGAAGCGUCGGCCUCUUCAUGACCGGCCUGCUUCUGGGCCUCCUAUUGGCUCUCGCCGCCCUACUGGUCACUCACCAGUUCUACACUCCAACCACAGUCUGGGUCCCACUGGGUUCCCUUCUGGGGGCGGGCAUGCUGUUUGCUGUGCUGACACUGCAGUGGCAGAAGCUCUUCACCAUGAUCUCCACGGCGGUGUUCGGGGCAGCCAUCAUGACAGUGUGUGCUGAUUACUUUGUGGAGAUGCUGGUGUUGGCUAAUCACGUGUACGAAUGCUUGCGCCUUACAACCGGGCCACCUCUGUGCUGGUACAGCUGGGUCAUUCUGGGCAUCUGGCCCGCCCUCAGCCUCAUAGGAGUACUGGUCCAGUGGAAAUUGACAGAUGACAGCUUCUCGCACACUGACGUGGUUAUCAGUCGGAGACAGAAGAGAGUCCAGCUGAUGCGGAUUCGAGAGAAGGACGCCAAGAAGCGACAGCAGGCAGGUGGGCAGGAAGGCACGUACCGCCGUAAACCCACCCCAGUGAAACGUUACGCUGGGGAUCUACUGGCACCGAGCUACCUGCAAAGUCUGCGGGACAGACAGAUGGGCACCGGCACUUCCCUUAGCAGCAUCGGCACUUCCAACCACACCAUGAUUGACUUUGACUACGACACCGGGUCCACCGCGCCCCUCACAGCUACAACCCCAGUCGUCAGGGUCUGAGCCAAACAGAGAAAAGAAGGGACUACUUAAAGCUCUGCGGUUCUCUAACUGUGUCUUCCUAACCUACAAACGGCUCCCCUCGUGCUCUUAAAUGGAUUUGGAACUAGGAUGUGCGUCUGUUCUGUCAAAGAGAAUGCUGCUUUUUGGGGAGAAGUGAGAGGUGUUUGAUGAAAGCUAUAAUAUAACCACUGUGUUUCUCAGAGAAACACUUAAACACAGACACUAACAAAGUAGGGUCCUCCAUUUCCUUUUAUCGUGUAUUAAAUACAUAAACAGCAAGUACGAGCCUCGUAUGUUAUUCUGUUUUGGUAGUGAAUAAUACAAAACAAUAUGUUUGGCGUUACAUGUACUGUUCUUAAAAAGUUAGUCAUUGCCCUGAAGUGUUGUGUUAUUACCUGUCUAACUGUGUGCUUGUAGAAGUUGUGAAAGUUUAUCAUUAAAAUGUGUAUUUUUUAGAGUUUUUUAAAGAGAAUGAAAUAUGACAUGCAAAUGGAUACAUGAGUAUGACCUGGAGUGUAGCAAAAGCUGAAAGGUGCAAAUAAAUAACAGUUUGUAUUUUCUGUCAGAAUACAGUAGGUGAAUAAUUUAGACUGUAUGUAUGUUUGUGGAGUAAACGUUUUAUAAUUUAAUUUAUGUAAAGACCAAGUAAGGUUAGAAAAGGACAAAAAACAAAGCAUGUUUGUUGUUAAUUUGUAGAUUUUUAAAUAAUUAUCCAUUGUGUUGUUUGAAUUCUGAAGGGACAAUGCACUUGUUACCUGAAUCUGUACAUACCUGUUGAUAGAAAUAAAUAAAUGUGUUUGAUACAAAA